AUGGCGAACACUAAGAGAAAGAUCGGUGGAGAGGACACGAACAUUACGUUUGAAGAUCAACAGCAGAUUAACACAUUUGCACGGAAAAGUGCCAGAAUCCAAGAACUAAAAGAUGAAAUUGAACAAAAAAAGAAAGAGCUUCAGAAUCUUGAAGAUGCAGGUGAUGAACUGAUGAUGUUAGAUGAUGAUACAACACCAAUUCCUUAUAGAAUAGGGGAAAUAUUUAUCCAUUUGUCAUCAGAGGAAACUCAAGAAUAUCUGGAGAAUGCAAAAUCUAAGAUACAGGAUGAAAUAAAAUCCUUGGAAUCCAACACUGCAGAAGUUAAACAGCUCCUGGCUGAUCUUAAAGUGAAACUUUAUGCCAAAUUUGGCAAUAAUAUCAAUUUGGAGGCAGAGGAGGAGUGAAUAGUGAAACUUUAAGUUUAGCCUUGAUGUUUUCUAACUUAAUCUGGUCAUGUGUAAUUAAAUAUGCAUUGGUGCAUUUUUAGACAGUGGACUAAAGUGUUUGGAGUUAAGAGCCGCACCAAAUGUAACUUUGUCUGCAAAGGUAGCUCAAGUCAAGAACGCAUUGAAUAAAAUAUAUAAAAGAAACCCUCA
Pocillopora damicornis (cauliflower coral) is the source of this 597-nucleotide messenger RNA. Its product is annotated as prefoldin subunit 4-like. Gene Ontology annotation, cellular component: prefoldin complex; cytoplasm. Gene Ontology annotation, biological process: protein folding. The record is from RefSeq and is a predicted model, not a curated record. Lineage: Eukaryota; Metazoa; Cnidaria; Anthozoa; Scleractinia; Pocilloporidae.